UUUUUUAGUUUUCCAACUUGGUAGGAAAUUUCGUUUUGGAAAAAAACGAAAGAUAAGUAAUGGGUUCCCUACUUUGUAGCGCUAGCUGUUGAAUGUUGAACAUCUCUAGCUGCCAAAAAUAGUCCAACUAUUCAACCAAAGCAUUUUACCUUCUUCUGUAAAAGAGUUUCGCUGAAAAUGGCUGAAGCUGCGCUCAGUUGUGUUGGUGUAAUCUUGAAUAAGAUACUUCCACUUGCUGCCGACGAGAUCAGCCGGGUAUGGGGUGUAAAGAAAGACCUUCAGAAGCUUGCGAAGAAAGUAGAGAUGAUGGAAGCUUUGAUUUUUGAUGCUAAGUGCAAGCAAUCAACAAGCAAAGCCGUGCAGCUCUGGCUCAAAAGGCUCCAGUCCAUAGCACGUGAUGCUGAGAUCGUGUUGGAUGACUUCGGAUAUGAAGUUCUGCGGCAGAAGGUUGAGAAUCGGAAGCGCGACAAGGUACGCAAUUUCUUUUCUUCCUCAAAUCCUAUUUUCUUUCGUACAGAGAUGGCUAACAAGAUCAAGAAUGUUAGCGCAUCUCUAGAGGAAGCUUACACAGAAGCAAAUCAGAUAGGGCUUUAUCCAGCUCAACUACCCAUGCCAUCUGCUGAUCAAAAAGAGGAUCGGUCGACUGAUCCUUUUGUGGACGAGUCAGAAACGGUGGGAAGGGAGGUUGAGGUAUCUCAAGUUGUAAGCAUGUUAAUUAGCUCAGACUAUAAGAAGGAUUUACCUGUCAUCUCAAUAGUUGGGAUGGGUGGCCAGGGUAAAACAACCCUUGCACAGAUGGUGCUAAAAAAUGACAGUGUAAUGAAGCACUUUGAUAAAAAAAUAUGGGUAUGCGUGUCUGAUGAUUUCAAAGUGAAAAGGCUGUUGAAUGAGAUGCUGCAAUCCCUUGAGAGAAAAAGUGCUGACACAACAAACACGGAAGCAUUGGUGAGGAAGCUUGAAGAAAAUCUGAAAGGAAAAAGUUACUUGCUUGUACUUGAUGAUAUUUGGAAUGAGAAUCGAGAGAAAUGGGAUGGCAUGAGGAGACGUUUGUUGGCAAUUGGGGGUGCUCCGGGAAGCAAAAUAUUGGCUACCACACGUAGUGAUGAGGUAGCCUCAGCAAUGCAAACAUCUGGUUUGCAUCCUCUAGGCAUCCUCUCAGAUGAUCAUAGCUGGAUGUUGCUUGAAAAACUAGCAUUUGCAAACGGUGGUGCAAGAAAGACUCAAGAUUUGGUGGACAUUGGCAGAAGGAUACUGAAAAAGUGUGGCGGCGUGCCAUUAGCAAUCAAAGUGAUUGGGGGUUUGUUGUAUUCCAAAAAGGAUGCCUCGGAAUGGUUGAAGCUUGAGAAGAGUGAAAUAUGGAACGAGUCAACCAACACUGAAGGUGGAGUCAUGUCUGUCCUGAAGCUGAGUUACGAGAACUUACCUUCAUUGUCAGUGAAACAAUGCUUUGCAAGUUGUUCCAUUUUCCCGAAGGACACUGGCAUGGAAAAAAAAAGCUUGAUACAGAUUUGGAUGGCCCAGGGAUUGAUUAAUGAUGCCAAGGGGAGGAGGUCAUUUGCAAAUGGAGGAUGUAGGCAGCGACUGCUUCAACGUAUUGCUUCGGAGUUCUUUGUUGCAAGCUAUUCCUGAGUAUUCUAGUAAAGAAAUCAACUACUGCCGGAUGCACGACCUUGUGCAUGAUCUUUCACUGCGAGUGUCAAAUAAUUGUUUCUUAAAUACAGAGAAUGGCAUGGUGGUCAGUCAUAAUGAUGAAGUUGUGCAUUUGACCGUUGUUCUGAGUCGAGGAAAGAUGUUAAAGAAUAUCGAAGGGAUUCCUCCAAAUUUGCAAACGCUUUAUUAUAUUGGGGAUGAUGGUAUUAUGCUCGAAGACAUCUUGGAAAGGUCUAAAUACCUUUCUGUAUUAAAAGUAGACUGCUGGGAUGUUACUCAUCUCCCCAAUGCAGUGGGUAAUAUGAAACAUUUAAGACAUCUUGAUAUGAGUCAAACUCGAAUCGCCGCUCUGCCAGAUUCGAUCACAAAGCUCUACAAUUUGAUGACUUUGAAAGUAAGUCGCUUGAAAGAGAUACCUAAGAAGUUUAGCAAUUUAAUUAACUUGAGGCAUCUCGAGUUUUCCACGAUUUUUUCGGGUCGGCCCUCAUAUUUGAUCCCUGGGAUUGGGCAGCUGGCUAAUCUUCGGACGUUGCCCUACUUCGUGGUAAGCCAAGACAAGGGAUGUCAGCUUGAGGAGCUGGAACACUUGCGCAACCUCCGAGGCGAGCUAAAAAUUUUUGGACUUGAGAAUGUGAGCAGCUUUGAAUCGGCAGCAAAAGCAAAGUUGUCCGAAAAAUCAAGCAUUCAAAGUUUAACACUUUCAUGGGAUGACACAAAUGAAGAUUGCGACGACAACAAUAUCAACAGUGUCAUGGAAGGUCUCCAACCUCACCCAGACUUGAAAAGUUUAGCCAUUAAUGGUUUCAAAGGUUCAAGGUUUCCGUCAUGGAUGGUGGCAAAGGAUCACUUGAUGGUACUCCUAAGGAAUCUGGUACACCUCAGGUUGGAGAAAUUGGGUAAGUGUGAACAAGUACCAUCACUAGGGGACUUGCCUUGUCUCGAGUCCUUAGACAUGGUCUCCUUACACAAUGUGAAGCGCAUUGGGGCAGAAUUCUAUGGUCUCCUUACACAUCUCGAUAUUAAUGCAAGGAGCAGCGCUUCUUGUAGUAGCAGCACCAGUAGCAGAGAGGUGAAACCAGUCACUCUGUUUCCAAAACUAAGGCGUUUUGGGCUGCGGAACAUGAAAAGGCUAGAGGAGUGGUCAGAUGCAAUGGUUCCCUCGGAUUCUUCUUCAUCAAUUAAGGUAUUCCCUAGUCUCCGGUACUUGGAAAUCGAAGGGCUCCCCAAGUUGGCUUUUUUACCAGAUAUGGAGAACUUGACAUCUCUUGAGGUGUUACGGAUAGAGAGAUGCGGAAGUUUUGCUUGUAUAAGGAAUUUGAAUAGCCUUAUAUCUCUCGAAUUCUUAUAUUUAGAUGACUGCCCUGCUUUAUUAGGUGCUUCUCUGGAUAUGAAAAACCCCCAAUCCCUACGUGCUCUACGCAUCUCAGGAUGUGAUAAGUUGAAUCCUUCAUUGAGUAAUAAUCUUGAGAAGUUCACAUCGCUCGAGCGGUUGAAGAUCGUUUCUAAUGACCCUGGUUCUUGGCCAAUUAUGGUUCUACACCAUCUAGCCAACCUCAGAUCGUUGGAACUCGGUGGCUUCUCUGACAUUCUUGACCUUGAUCAUUUCCCGUGGCCACACUCCAUCACCAAUCUCGUCUCUCUGGAGUUUCUUCGGUUGCGUGGAUGGCCAAAAAUCACGUCUCUCCCAGACCAAAUUCAGCAUCUCUCUACCUUGAGGACGUUAGAGAUACGGGACUUUGAGGGGUUGGAAGUUCUUCCAGAGUGGAUGGGUAGCCUUCGGAAUCUUCGAGAAUUGUUGAUUGGUGUCCUCUUUUAGCAGAGAGAUGCACCAAAGGAAGUGGCGCAGAGUGGCCCAAGAUUGCACAUAUUCCCGAUGCUUAUAUCUAUCCGUUGAACAAUGUUUGACUCGUUAACUGCUUCAUUGCUCCAACAAAUCCAUAUACGGUGUCAAAUUGCCACAUCAAAACAAAUCCUUUUAUGCACAGAGCCAAAUUGACAUUAAAUUGCCCAAUCACAUAAAGCCUCUGGUUUUACCACCAAGAAAAGAUUAUAUAUGAGAUUUGAGGGGAAGAUGGAAAUAUGAUGAAAAUGAAGAAAGAAAGGAGGAUGAAGAGUAACAGUGGGAAGGUCAAAUUGCUGCUAUUCUUUUCGUCUCCUUGUAGUUUUGUAAUGUGUUUUUUUUUUUUUUUAAAUUUGGUCGGUAAUCGCCAUUACCCAAAAAGUUUUGGGUCUUUGAUAGUGAUUGUUUCAUACCCUUAGAAGCACCAUCUAUGGGUACGAGACACUUUUUAAAAUUUUAAUAGCCAUUGAAGAGAGCGGGGAGGGGGUAAACCCUCCAACCAAACGCCUGGUAAGAGUUUUGACCUGCACCUUUAUGAACGACUCGUAAAUUAAUUUAGCUGCGGUCACUUAGCUUGAUUUUGUUCUACUAUUUUUCCUUUUUCCUGAUUCAGCAAAUGACUGCCUUUUUCUUGAGCAGCAAAUGGUGCCUGUUAUGCUGCAGGGACUAGGACCAAAGUAUUUCCACGAGGACAGACACCUGAGUUACAGUUUUACAGUGUCAUAUGCAAGCAGACAACUGUGUGUGUUGGAAAUUGGAAUGGGAAUCAGCAUGCGUCCAAUGAUGAGUCCACAUGCGGGAAUCGACAAUGGUGCAGCAGUGAGGAAAAGAGUUGCAAAGCGGUGAGCUGAGACCACAUUCUAAUGUUUGGGGGAUUUUGAUGAAUCCUGUUCUAUGUUGAACAGCAGCAUAUAAAGGGAUUGUUUGUUGACUCAGUACCUCGCAGUGUGUAUCUUUCUUUAUUGCUGUUUACAUGUUUCUCAAUGUCCCAACUCUAUUGUAAGGUGAAACUAUAUAAUGUAUUCAAUGGGAUUUCUGGAUAGGAUAGAUUCUAUCUAAUAGCAAACCAAUAAUAGCCUUCA
Molecule: messenger RNA, 4572 nt
Organism: Coffea arabica (coffee)
Lineage: Eukaryota; Viridiplantae; Streptophyta; Magnoliopsida; Gentianales; Rubiaceae
Source: RefSeq, a predicted model, not a curated record